Rotaria sp. Silwood1 is the source of this 1339-nucleotide messenger RNA. NCBI's taxonomy places the organism in Eukaryota, Metazoa, Rotifera, Eurotatoria, Philodinida, Philodinidae. The record is from the annotation of a GenBank genome assembly.
AUGGCUUUACAUUCCAACUAUGAUAAUAGUCGUACAUCGUUUCCGAUAUAUUUUGGUCGACAAACGAAAUUUGGUGACACUGUCUCAACACCAUUGAAAAUGAUCAAAUUACAAGUCGAACAACAAGUAGAUGCAAAAUUCCCACUUAUACAUCAAGUAGCAACAACAAUAACAUUUAAAAAUGAUCAUAAUCGAAUAUUAGAAGGAGUUUUAGAAUUUACUCUACCUGAAGCAGCAACCAUAUGUCUUGAUGUUGAUGAUAUCCUGGUUGAUGGUGUUGUUGUUGAAAAAGAAGUUCGAAAGGGUGUCGAUUCUGGUUUAGUCGAGAUGGUGAAAGGAAAUACAUUUCGUACAAGAGUUUAUCCAAUGCCACCUGGAAGUAUACGAAUUGUGCGUAUCAUUUAUCAAGAUCAAGCACAAAUGAAAAAUGAUCGCUUUCUAUUCCAUAUUCCUAUCUACUUUAAUACUAUUCUAGAAAAUUUGGAUAUUUCAUUAAUUUGUAUGCAUGUAUCGAACGAUUACCAACCACAGUUUCUAUCUAAUAUUAAAUUUCAACAACCUUUCGUGAAUUCAAAUGGAAGAUAUUGUGCCGAAUUUCAUCAAGUCAACGUGAAACCGAUGCAAGAUGAACAAUCUAUUACAUAUAUACUAAAACAUCUAACACCAGAACAACUUAUUCAUAGCGUAGAAAUCGAUCCUGAUGAUCGUAAUCAAGCCUAUUUUGCUCUAUGCUAUAUGCAAGAAAUCUGUUUUUCAUGUAGAAUCACGAUUUCCGAGCACUCUCAGCAGAGAGAUGUGUUGACGUGUGUGAUAAAGAUUUCCGUGCACCCUCAGGGAAGGACGCGCGUGUAUAUAUCUAUUUAUCUGAAAUCUCGAAAAUUCGAGUAACAUAAAUCGAUUCACACGAUUUUCUCUCAUAGAGACUUUUUUUCAAAUAACUUUGUUUUUAUUUUUCAUGGGAAUGCUUCAUUUGAGUAGAAGUAAAAAUAUGUUUAACUGUAGUCAAUUGAUAUGAUGUUUCUUCAAAAGAUACUUUGAUGAUUUCUAUGAUACAUUUGUAUCCUUGUUUAUUCUGUUCUGUAAGUUUGUCAGUUAACUCUGAUCUGUUUCUAGAGACUAACAUAGAAGAGAUGAAAGUGUUUAUUUAUAUGGUAGAUCGAAUUGAUUGUUUACAUAAAUACUAUGAUGAUUCAGGGAUUGUCACUUAUUUCUGUAUAAUUUUAUCUGAUGAACUAAGAAAUACAAGGAUUGAAAUUUGAAAAGAUAUCAAAGAAAGAAGAUUUAACGGCAUAAGUUUACUUUAUGUAAACACCUUGGCUUUUGCGACUUUUGAGUGUGA